Messenger RNA from Dioszegia hungarica, 807 nucleotides. RefSeq lists its product as uncharacterized. Bases 1 to 807 code for a protein of 268 amino acids. NCBI's taxonomy places the organism in Eukaryota, Fungi, Basidiomycota, Tremellomycetes, Tremellales, Bulleribasidiaceae. The transcript has a single exon. The record is from RefSeq and is a predicted model, not a curated record.
AUGCCUGGUGCCGGAGACGAAGACUACGAUCGAGCAACAGAGCUCGCCGCUCUGGCGGAUGUCCUCAUCAACGCAGCUGCAGGAGCACCCGGUGCAGGUUGCUACGUCUCUUCGAUAGUGGCCAUCCGCUACGAUGAUACAGAACAAGUGCUCAGCUUUGAGCUAGACUCGGAGCGUCGUUGGGCGAACGAAGCUCGCCCAAUCAUCUCAGCCAGCUCGGAGCUAUCCUGCGAUAUGACCGCCGCGCAGAUGUUCCACCUUCGAUCCUACCUUGGCUCCGCCAUCGGUUUUGACCAAAGAAUACACCUGAUGGACGUGCUGGGCAGAUUGGACCUGGACAGCUUGAGCCCCGGCCUAGAAUCGGAUGGGUCCACCAGGCAUUCUGUCACAGUCAAAAUGCCCUGUCCUUGGAGCGUCAACCCACCUGUUGCUUCGCCGGCCAGCAAUGACGAACGGAGAGCGGAACCGGACACCCAACCACACCGACUGUGGCUACUGCAGCAGGAACUGGAGCCGCCGACAGCAUUGGAGGCCAUUGCGGACGGAUGGCCCGAAGUGACGGAAAUAGGCGACGGUGCCGGCCAAGCGCGCGCCUACAUUCUUGACCCUUUCUGCACCGACGCGGAUGUGCCAGAUUGGGGCGACGCAGAUCAGGGGACCGGACGCAAUGAGACGGAGAACGGGCAACCGAGGCAACAUGAGGGCAAUACCGAGGGGGACGAAGCGGCCGAUCUGCCUAGUCGCUGUAUAGCGGACGAGUGUCGGGAAAGCUGGGCUAAGGAGCUUGGAUACUUGCGAAGAAGGUGA